UGAUUUAAAAAUGAAAAAAUGAAGAUAUGCCCUCUACAAGACGAAAGUCCAUUGGAGAAAAGACUUUUUACAUGUUUUGAAAAUGAAAGCUCACAUUUACGUCGAAGUUAAACUUGAGAGACCGUGAUGCGCUCUCUUACGAAAACUUAACAAUGCAUAUAAAUCUGAUGUGGCAUCUGAGAGGAAACUGAGGGUCCUUGUAAGAGAGAUUCCACCCUCCAUUUAAUUAUGCAGGAUACGGUAAGCCUGACGUACUAGUAAGUGGGUCAAAUAGGGUUGGAUAUCAUGGGGGACUCUCUGUCACAUCGCUAAUCGCUAUACUGGUAGCGAAAAUGACAUCUAUACCCCCUAAAACGCGUCUCUCACUUGACCCAAGGAACUGUGGACCAGGAUUUUCAGUAUAAAUGUGAAAGUGAGCUACAAGUAGGCCUAUAUAUGUAUAUGUCUUAUCAUAAAUCUAGUCGAUUUUAAAAAUAUUUGUUAAAACAUUAAAUUUAAUUUAAUUUCUGUGUCUUUGCCACUGUACGAGUAAGUAUAGUGAUUCCAUCUGUAUCAACUUUAAUAGAAGCGAUAUUUCAGCGCAAAGGGGAAUGUUUCAUGACUAGACGGUUAUCUUUGUUCAAAUUUCCUAUCAGUUGCUAAUUAUACAACACCUUGUGCCAGAGCGAGCUUACCCCUGAGCGUUAGAAAGACAAGAGACCAAAGUAGGUCAUCUAGACUUACAAGGCCAAGUACGCGCUAUUAGAACAGGUGAUUGUUGCUGUUACAACUCAUAGCUAGAAUGGCUGUCUCACUUAACCGCACUUCUGUGAUGGCUUCGUGUAUUUUAGCUGUGUUUUUUAUGAUCGUCACUAGCCAUGCUGAGAUUCUGGAAACCAAGCUCGGGAAAAUCCAAGGAAAAAGAGAAACGGUGAACGGAAAGGAAAUAGAUGUCUACCUGGGCAUACCAUAUGCAGAACCUCCCCUUGGACAUCUUCGCUUCCGAAAGCCAGUACCCAAAAAGCCAUGGACGCGUACUUUAGCCGCUACUGAGUACGGACCAUCUUGUAUGCAGAUUCUAUACCCCGGGAUGGCAGACAUGCUACAACACACUGAUGUGUCAGAAGAUUGCCUCAGUCUGAAUGUGUACGCCCCUGUAUCAGAAAAUAAGGCCCCCAAAGCGGUGAUGGUCUGGAUACACGGAGGUGGCUACGCGCUCGGUCAGGGAAUGAUGACCCCCUGCGAAGAAUUAGCUCUGCAUGGUGAUAUUAUCUGCGUCACCAUUAAUUACAGGCUGAACAUAUUUGGGUUUCUUACAACGCUGGACGAAAAUGCACCAAGCAACAUUGGACUGUGGGAUCAGCACGAGGCCUUGAAAUGGGUCAAAGAACAUAUCUCAAUAUUUGGUGGUGAUCCAGAAAGCAUUACCAUAUUUGGUGAAUCUGCCGGUGGUUCUAGUGUACAACAUCAGGCAGUGACUAAAUAUAACAUUGGGUUGGUUAAACGCGCCAUCAGCCAGAGUCCGCCCACAUUUAGUAACGGAUUUGCGUUGGCGAGGAAUCCUCUACUUACAACUAAGAAAAUGGCUCGCAAACUCAAUUGUAACACUUCUGAUAAUGAACAUCUCACGGAUACUCUAAAAUUGGUAAAUUGUCUCCGCCUAGUUUCCCCAGAAGAUCUGUUGAAUAAAACUACUGAGUUAGUGCAACCAGACCUUACAAAAGAAGAUGUAGAGUUUGAAAUUGCUUUUGCUCCAACAGAAGAUGGAGACUUUGUUCCAUAUGGGAUGAAGGACUAUUUUUCGGUUUCCAAGUCCAAACCCAGUCCGGAAAUGGAUGAGGCAUUCAGUAAAGUCGACUGGAUGGUGGGAUCUCUUGCCGACGAAGGCAACUUUAUGUUGUACUCUGCCGCCAUGCUGCAACAAGCUUUCGAGUUCAACAUAACAUCCGGGAUACCAGCCGAGAUAAUUGACAAAAAUCUAGUUCUUCCGGUGCUGAAACCAAUGUUUCCAGCUGGUAUAAAAACGGUACAAAAGCAUAUUCAUGAAAUGUACACACACAAAACUGACCCAAUUGAAAAUACACUCGCCAUGCGAGAUUUAUUCACUGAUAUUGUUUUCCACCAGCAUGUUGUAGAAUCAUCCCUCGCCCACUUGAGAUCAAAAACUGACACCCAGAAAUCUGCCACCUACGCCUACCUCGUCAGUCACGUAUUAAGUGGAAAAAACGCCGUUGACUACUUAAUAGGCUUCAGUCUCCCAUCUUGGACGAGAUGUGCGGCACACGGUGAUGAACUACCUUUACUCUUUGGAACAAAUAUCGUCAAAGAGGGUGUGGAAUUUGAGUGGUCUGAGGAGGACCAGAUUGCUGCUCAUACUGUGAUGACGUUUUGGACCAACUUUGCCAAAACAGGAAAUCCAAAUCAAGGUCUUCCCCUAGAGGGCGUGGCAACAUGGGAGGAGUUCACCAAGGACAAGAAAGGCUACAUCAACAUUGGGAAACAAACUGAGAUGGGAUACGAUCUACUACCAGAGAGGAUGAAGCUGUGGAUGUAUACUAUACCUGAGGAAAUAGAAAGAGAACGAGCAAUUAAACAAAAGACAGAGCUCUAAAUCAGAAUUUGACUUAAUUCCUACGAUACAACAAUAGAAUUGAUAUUAGUAUAACUUAACUUUGUAAUCAGACGUGUUUCCUGCUUAUAUAAUUUGCAAAUGACAGAAUUAGAUUUACUUCAAUGGAACAAAAAUAAAAAAAUACUGUUUGCAUUGUAAGUCUUCCUGACUGAGUAGAGAAAAAGUGUCGUUAUCAACAGAUAGACAUAGACAUAGAAUGCCCCAAGGUCUAUCAGGAAUUUUUUCACUGAAUGUUUUGGCAAAGGAAAUGUGAUAGACGUGUUAUAUCAUUAUCGUAUAGUUAUGCCUAGCAGAAACUGAUCUACUCCCCCUCAGUCUGCAGAUCUUAGGUUAACACUGGAUGUGAUAGGGGUGGGAAUAC
This is a messenger RNA of Lingula anatina, 2972 nucleotides long. Its product is annotated as carboxylesterase 1C-like. The record is from RefSeq and is a predicted model, not a curated record. NCBI's taxonomy places the organism in Eukaryota, Metazoa, Brachiopoda, Lingulata, Lingulida, Lingulidae.